Molecule: messenger RNA, 976 nt
Organism: Triticum dicoccoides
Lineage: Eukaryota; Viridiplantae; Streptophyta; Magnoliopsida; Poales; Poaceae
Exons: 2
Coding region: 136-870 (244 amino acids)
Source: RefSeq, a predicted model, not a curated record
CUCCUCCACCCCUUCACGGGCGACGUUGUGGAGCUCCCGGCAGACAUAACUCUCCCAGAAAACUUGAAAAGACGCUUGUUACCGAUCAACGUGUUCGCUGCUGUGAGUACAAGUCCAGAUGGAGUCCUUGGGGUCAUGGUCACGUUUCAGAAUACACCAUUCAUACUCUUUGCUAGCACAAAUGACAAGCGGUGGAGUUUAUGUGCCUUUCCGGGCUUCCGCCCACACCCACAUGCGAGCCCAUUAUCAUUCAAAGGACAACUUUACAUGUUGCAGGAGCAGAUAUCUAGCUUGGAAGUAAAUAUUCUCCGGUUCGACCCACCUUGGCAAGAUCACUCAACGACAUUGGGUUUAGCUUCGUCUUCCUUGUUGUCACCCAAGUUGGUUGCCACAUGUCCCGCGGAUAAGUUCCACUUGCCCGAGCUGGUAGAAUGCGACUCCGAGAUCCUGGUGGUUGGCAAUAAAGAAACUACACAUAUUCUUAUUUACAGAUUAGCGGAUCUUGCCCAAGGAAAGUUUGUCCCAGUAAAAAGCAUCGGAGGAAAUGCUCUUUUGAUUGAUAGUAAAAGGAACCCGAGUUUUAGUUUGUCGGCGGUGCCUACCACCACGGGUGAUACCAUUGUGCUUGCAGAUCGCACCCCUGACAAAUAUACUUUUCAAUACCACCUCAGCAGCGAUACCUGGUCAUCAAGAGUUGGGGGAUGUGCAGAACAUGGUUGUAGCAUGGAGUGUUGUACUUGUAGCCUCAUUGACCAUAUGUGCAAUACCUGUCGAUGUGUUUCUAAGUGGGACACACGUGGUGGAAUAAUCAGUCCGGCCAGGUGGAAUAAUAAUCAGUUCAUUGCGAACCAUAAUGCAGGUCAUAUCUAGCGGUUAGCAUGGGUGGCGAUAUGCAUGGAGCAAGUUCAGUUUGAACUGUAAUACCUUCGUUAACCGACUGUUAUGCUGUGGCAGAUAUUCUCUUAUCUUCUGCUAG